This is a messenger RNA of Osmia bicornis bicornis, 1413 nucleotides long. Its product is annotated as sin3 histone deacetylase corepressor complex component SDS3. The record is from RefSeq and is a predicted model, not a curated record. Bases 295 to 1278 code for a protein of 327 amino acids. The transcript is spliced from 8 exons. Gene Ontology annotation, biological process: negative regulation of transcription by RNA polymerase II. Gene Ontology annotation, cellular component: Sin3-type complex. Gene Ontology annotation, molecular function: histone deacetylase binding. Lineage: Eukaryota; Metazoa; Arthropoda; Insecta; Hymenoptera; Megachilidae.
AAGCUACAGUGCUGCCCCCAUGAUAACAUUUUUAUGGGAUGUUUGAAGGUUGAUCAAUUAUUUAUACAAACUUAUUAUACACAUACAUGUAUGAAUUUUUUAAAUAUAACCGUCUGUUUGUAAUUAUUUUAUUGUUAGUAUCAGUCGCUAUCAGUAUGACUGUCGCACAUUCCAAAAGUUAGGCCUAAGAGGUGUUGCAGUGGUUAGUGUUAACCUUUAUUGAGAAUAGAUAUUGAGGUGACUUAAAAAAGUUUUAUGCUAUAAAAAAGAUAAGUAUGAUUAUUGUGGUGUAACAUGUCGUAUCAAGAUUCACCGUUUUCGACUAUGUAUGGUCAAGAUGAUUAUGAUAUCGAUGAGGACAAUGAUGAGUACUUGGAGGAUGAUCGAGAUGCUGAAGAGCAAGAUGAAAGCGAUGAAGACACAGAAGAGGCUAGUGAGACAGAUCUUGGUAAAUCAGAAGAAUAUACGGAGAUAAAGGAGCAAGUCUAUCAGGACAAAUUAGCCAGUUUGAAGAAACAAUUGCAACAGUUAAAGGAUGGUACUCACCCCGAAUAUAAUCGCAAACUGAAACGUUUAGAAGCUCAAUACAAAGAGAGAUUACGGCUGAAUAUAAUUUAUCGUGAUUAUUUGACAGAAUGGGUAGAAAGAGAUUACAUAUUGGAGAAGAAAACUGCCGUUAAAGAAUUUGAAGAGAAGAAAAUAGAUUUGAAAGAAAACUUGUUAACCAGCAUGGAAGAGAAGAGGAAGAUGAUAGAAUCCGACAGGCACACAUUGGAACUUACUGGUGAUUCGAUGGAGGUAAAGCCUGUAAUGACAAGAAAAUUACGGAGGCGUCCAAAUGAUCCUGUACCCGAGAAAAUAGAGAAACGAAGGAAGCCACCACCGGCACAGUUAAAUUAUCUGUUAGAUGAAAAAGAAAUAGAAAGUGACUUGAAAGCUAUCAGCCGCGGUAAAGUACUGACUGCUGUUCGAAAACCAGCAGUGCUACCGCAUUAUAACACUGUAAAUAUGCCCUCUCAACAUAUUCCUCCUACCUCCGAUACGGCUAUGAUAGAAACCAGGAUAGAGGAUGGCAAAUUAUUGCACGAAAGACGAUGGUUUCAUCGUGGACAACCGGUGUACGUAGAAGGAAAGGACUUAACUCGAUUUGCCGCAAAUAUUUCGGCAAUCGGAACCGAGGCUAUCUGGGUGAAAAAAGUAUCGGACGGAAGUAAAGUACGAAUAUACAUAUCCCAGCUGAGCAGAGGGAAAAUUUCCAUCAAAAGAAGAGCUUCCUAAUAAUUGUAUACAUCGGUUAAGAUAAUAAGUAUUCCUCAUUAAGAAAAAGUGUUCAGUAAUAUUUAAACUUGUGAUACAUUAGAUUUGUAGUUUAUUGAAGUUAUAUUUUCUGGAUUCAAUAUAAUUGUUACUGUA